This is a messenger RNA of Xenopus tropicalis (tropical clawed frog), 2560 nucleotides long. It is a transcript of the gene avpr1a, whose product is annotated as arginine vasopressin receptor 1A. Lineage: Eukaryota; Metazoa; Chordata; Amphibia; Anura; Pipidae. The transcript is spliced from 2 exons. Gene Ontology annotation, cellular component: plasma membrane; membrane. Gene Ontology annotation, molecular function: G protein-coupled receptor activity; vasopressin receptor activity. Gene Ontology annotation, biological process: G protein-coupled receptor signaling pathway; signal transduction. Bases 276 to 1511 code for a protein of 411 amino acids. The record is from RefSeq and is a predicted model, not a curated record.
UGUUUAUUUUCUGUCUGCGCUCGGGUACUGGGAGGGGACAGAGCGGAUAAUAUGAGGAUAUAGCCCAUGUGGAGCAGCUAUAAGAUUUGAUGAACAAGUGGGCAUGACUCCAGCCUGUGAGUCAGAUGCCUGACAGCCCCCUAGUACACAAGUAUAUCUGCCGCUUCUCAGCGCCGGGCGCAUUUGCCCCAGAAGGCAGCUUAGUAGGCGGCAGCGCAUCUUGCUCAUUAAACAGCACCGACAGAGUUGGCCAGUGAGCAACUGGCUGUGGUAUCAUGGAUCUGACCCAUUCGUCUGAGAGCCAGCAGGACUCUAACUUGGCAGCCCCAACUGAAGAUUGCAGCCCAAACUCAACUCUGUUUAACAGCAGCAGCAGCCAAAUAGACCCGACUGCAGACCCCUACGUUCGUAAUGAGGCGCUGGCAAAGAUCGAGAUCGCCAUACUAGCCAUCAUCUUUGUGGCCGCAGUGCUGGGCAACUGUAGCGUUCUGAUUGGGCUCUACAAAUCGAAAAAGAAAACGUCCAGGAUGCACCUCUUUAUCAAGCACCUGAGCCUGGCUGAUCUGGCGGUGGCAUUUUUUCAGGUUCUGCCCCAGUUGUGUUGGGAGGUAACCUACAGAUUCCGGGGUCCGGAUAUCUUGUGCCGAAUUGUGAAGCAUCUGCAGGUGUUCGGUAUGUUCGCCUCUGCCUAUAUGUUGGUGGUGAUGACUGCUGACCGCUACAUAGCCAUCUGUCACCCCUUAAAAACCCUUCAGCAGCCCACUAAAAGGUCCUAUGUGAUGAUCAUCAGCGCCUGGAUCAUCAGCUUCCUUCUCAGCAUCCCGCAGUACUUCAUCUUCUCCUUCAGCCCGGUUAACGGGUCCGAGGUGUAUGACUGCUGGGCUCAUUUCAUUCAGCCUUGGGGUGCAAGGGCUUAUAUUACCUGGAUGACAGCUAGCAUCUUUGUGGUGCCUGUGGCCAUCCUCACCACCUGCUAUGGUUUUAUCUGCUACAACAUCUGGAGGAACAUACAGUGCAAGACUAAGAGAGAGGAGAAUGAGGGGAGGAAGAGUCACGGACUAUUGUCCACCUCAGUGAGCAGCGUGAAGACCAUCUCCCGGGCCAAGAUCAGGACUGUAAAAAUGACUUUAGUGAUAGUGACUGCCUACAUCCUCUGCUGGGCUCCUUUCUUCAUUGUGCAGAUGAGGUCGGUAUGGGAUAAGAAUUUCGAAUGGACUGAUUCAGAAGACAUUGCGACCACCGUGACAGCGCUCUUGGGCUCUCUGAACAGUUGCUGCAACCCUUGGAUAUACAUGUUCUUCAGCGGGCAUCUCCUGCAAGAUUUCAUACACAGCUUCCCCUGCUUUCAAAAAAUCAAGCAAACUUUUAGCAAGGAAGAUUCAGACAGCAGCACCCGCAGGCAAACCUCAUUCACGAGGAUCCAGACAAGAAGUCCCACUAACAGCACUCAUACCCUGAAGGAGUCCCCCAAAUCCAGCAAGUCUAUCAAAUUCUUGCCCAUUCAAACCUGAAAUUGUCACCUAUAGAAAAAAAUAAUUCUAAAGAAAGCAAGACAGCCAUAUACUAUUAAAUCAGAAAUGGGUGAUCCAAGGCUAUCCAUAUGCUUCUGUACUACAAUUUCCAUCAUUCUACAGCAGAAAAUAAAAAUCCUGUGGGCUGUAGUUCACAAGCAGAUGGAGGGCUGAGAUGCAGACUCUCUUAUCUAAAACAUUGUGUGUUGUUCACAAACUUUAUUUACUAGUAAAUGUGUAAACAAGUGAUGUGUGGAAAGGAUGUUCACCACAUAGUCCUAAAACUAAUGUUAUUCUCUAAGUUCCAGCAGCCAAUAAUAGCCAGUUUAACAAUGAUCUGAAUGGCACAAGUUGGGCAGCCCCAGUUUCUAAACAAAAUCCUACGUACUGUAUACUGAAUAUUUUCCAUAUUCUGUACAAAGCUUCAUAAAGUUUUUAACACUUUUUAGAAACACAGGAUUAGAAACACAGAACAUAGUGGGAGUGCAACCCCAGGUACUGACACUAGAUUGUGGCUUAAGGAAUUUCUGAGCAGUAGUUGUGUGUUAUCAGCAGUAUCUAAAUAUCUGAACACUGCAGAUUGUUCUCCAAGUCUGCUUCAUAAGAUUCCCUCCAUUCAAAAUGCAAACAUAAAAGAAGCAGCACCCUAAUGCAUCACAUGAGGCAAAAUAAAGGUCCAACUAACUGCCACCUAUUCCUGUGGAUUUGCCCUAGAUUUACUUACAUCACCUUAGUUCCAUCCUGACAGCUUUUAUUCCUUACAAUUUGCUUACCUGACAUUCAAGGACAAUGACACCAGUAAGUAGAGUAUUUGCUGCUUUGGCAUUGCAAGUGCUUGCUCUUACAGUUACUCAAGCUUAAAUUUCAUUUAAUUUAAAACAGUAACUAAAAGGAAAUUCAUCACUUUUUUAAUAUAUUUUUAUAUCUUUAAUUUUCACAUAGUGUAACACCAGUUAAAAAAUGAACAGUUUAAUGAUAUAUACAUACAGGUAUGGGUCCUGAUGUUCAGAAUGCUUGGGACCUGGGAUUUUCCAGAUAAGGGAUCUUUC